Molecule: messenger RNA, 1977 nt
Organism: Chelmon rostratus (copperband butterflyfish)
Lineage: Eukaryota; Metazoa; Chordata; Actinopteri; Chaetodontiformes; Chaetodontidae
Product: SLAM family member 9-like
Exons: 6
Coding region: 14-976 (320 amino acids)
Source: RefSeq, a predicted model, not a curated record
UCAAACUUUGUGUAUGAAAAUGGAACUUGUUUUGCUCGCAUGUGCUCUUUUCCUGGCGUUUUUCUGUCGAAUUCAAGGGUCCAGUGCUGUGACUCCUGUGUUUGUGCAGAAGGGAGAGGAUGUGCUUCUGAAUGCCAGGAUAGCUGAUGAUUUCGAGGAAGAUGCCAUUGUCAUAUGGAACUUUGCUACAAAUGAUGUUGUUUUGGUAAGAUUUAUACCUGAGAAAGAGCCAAUAAUCCCUCCUCUUUACACUGGAAGGAUCGAGUUUUCUGUGAAAAAUUACUCCCUGAAUCUGAAGAAUCUACAAGAGGCAGACGAAGGAGUUUAUACUGCACAAGUGGUAGGGAAACGAACCGUUCUCACUAAAUACAACAUCAGCAUUCAAGAUCCAGUGUCUCCAGUGAACCUGACAGUGUCCAAAACCUCAGACUCCUGCAACCUCUCGGUGACCUGCAGGACACUGGACUCUCACAUCAACAGCACUUUUAGAUGUGACGCCAAAACCUGCAGCGGGGAGGGGGGAGAGCGAUCAGAGGUCUCAACCUCUGGUGCUUCUCUCCGCGUCUACCUGGUGAACGACUUGAUCUUCUGUAACCACAGCAACCAGGUCAGCUGGACCAAGGACUCUGCAACGAUUGAACGUUUCUGCCCCGGACGUGCUGAUAAACAAGUCAACAACAUUACUGUCCCUGUGACUGUCGCCUCCAUAACUUUCAUUGUCAUCAUAAUUGCUGGAGCUGUUUUUGUUGUACAGAGAGAAAAAAAUAAAAGAGAGAAGGCAGAAUAUGAAGUUACACAGAGGAGAGCUACAUCCCAACCUGUGGAGAGUCAAACAAAUGAUCCGUCGGGUUUAUCUCCGACAUCCACCUACUGCUUGGUGGGGCCUCACUCUGGAUCUGUGGGGUCAACUAAGAGUAGCGGUUACGCUCAGCCGGAGAGCCUGUAUGCUCAGGUAGAAAAGCCUGCCAGGUCCUGAGACUACUCAUCAGGAAUUGUAAUCGGCUUUGUGUACUAGCAGCAAUUUCCAGUUCGCAUUUGAAUUUAAAUGCACAGUAAGUUAAAUGUUUGUAUUGUUUGACCAUUCUCAGUCCUCUCUGCCUGCCUUUCAAACAUUUCGAGCUGAAGAGGCUCUGCAGUCCCCGCUGUGGCAGAAAACUCUCACUGAGGGAAGCAAAUGUAGAGUAUUUUGGCAAUAAGCAUUUAGCCAGGCCAGCAUGCAACUGUUGCUCAUACAGCAUCUCGGGUGUGUUUGAUUUGUGUCACUUGCCUGGUGGUGCAUUGAAUUAGUGAUUAAUUAAGAUAUGUGUCAGACCUGCAGACAGAACACAAAGGUUUUUCCAAUAUGUCAGGUCCAGCUGCAGGGAGGGGCAUUCAGGAAGGUUACUGGUAUUGUUUUCUAAGAUGUUAAAACGGCAAGUUUUUCUGAUGUACGACUAAUGUUUUUUUUUAUGUUCCCAGAAUGCUCUGGGAAGGUUACUUGAAUGUUUUCUAUAUUUUAAAAAGAGAGUUUUUUUUUUAUAGCAUUAACAUGAGACUCCAUUCCUAGAACAUCCCUGGAGGAUUAGCUAAAUGAGCCUUAUGUAACAAUGUGUUGUAGCAUCAUGUUAGUUCUAUGUUGAAAAAACGCCUGUUAUGACACUGAAUAUAGAUUCAACCGUCAUGUACAAAGUCAGUCGGCAGCUACAUUUUAAGACUAAAAGGUGCAAUACAGAGCCAGAGAGGGAGCCUCAGCUUGGGAACCUGGAGUUUAGCCUUUAUCUCACUUGUCCAAAAGCUUGAAAGCUUACACUUUUACCGCAGUGUUGAAGAGCUGUAACCAUCAUAACACACACAGAAACCUCGCUGCAGUGACCACCGUUGAUCCAGCUUUCAGCAUGACCUAAAAAACUUCAGAAAAAUGAAAGUGUUCAACAUUCAAGUUCAUUCAACUCGUGAAUGUUAUCCGCUGUGCAAAGUGUCAUUAAACAUUCAGAUUUU